GCCAUUAAAUGUUUUGUUGUUGACCAAAUUCGACACUCUUAUUGACCUCCAUACAAAAACUCCAUGUUUGGUGGGCGAAAAAACGACACAUGCUGGAGGGAAACAGAUUUUCCGCCGAGUUUUCUUCCUCUGUCGGAUGUGCAGUCCGUCAAAUCGAAGGCACUCCUUCAAUAUAAAAUUGUUGAAAAUGUUUGAGUAAUACCAUGUUCGCCUAUUUAAGACAUAUGCUCGAAUCUAGGAUGUGCCUUUAUGUUUCGAGAAAAUGAACGACUAAGGAAUCGUUUUUCACUUCUCUCAUUGACUUGUCAAACCCCGGUUUGGUCUGUUUCGCAAGAUGAAGUCUCGCGAUGUUGCGACUCUGGAUUUAGAAACUCUGCAGCCAGACUGCCCAAAGCGAAGAUUUUACAAAACGUCUUUCACGCUGGUUCGAUUUGUCAUUCCCUGCUCGCCGUACAGAAACAAUCGGACUGCGUCUUUAGUGUUUUCUUACAGCGCAAACGUGGGGUAUUUUUCAUGUAUUUGGGGAAAUAAAGUUGGCCAAAACAGCAUUUAACAGGCUACAGUAGCAACCCAUAACAUAACACAAUAAAAUGGAGACAGAACACCGGUCUAAAAAGAGACCCUGUGGGGAUGAGAAGUCCGGAUCAGAUCAUCCUUCUGAAGAGGAUGACUAUGUCCCAUACGUACCUGUCAAAAUCAGAAAGCAUCACAUGCAACUGAAGAUGCUGCGUCUGCGAGGGAAGGUGGUAGAGGAUGAGCAGAAGGAUAGUGGAGGAGAGCAGAGAGAUGAGGACGAGGGUCUGGGACCACGCUCUAACGUCUCCCUGCUGGAUCAACACCAGGUCCUAAAGGAAAAGGCUGAAGCUCGUAAAGAGUCAGCCAAGGAGAAGCAGCUGAAAGAAGAACAGAAGAUUCUGCAGAGUGUGGCAGAGGGAAGAGCUCUCAUGUCGGUGAAGGAAAUGGCCAAAGGAAUCAUCUAUGACGACCCCAUCAAAACAAGUUGGUUGGCUCCACGGUACAUCCUGAACAUGCCCCCUGCAAGACACGACCGCGUCAGGAAGAAGUACCACAUCCUGGUCGACGGUGACGGUAUCCCUCCGCCGAUCAAGAGCUUCAGGGAGAUGAAGUUCCCACAGGCAAUCUUGAAAGGUCUGAAGAAGAAGGGAAUUGUUCACCCUACACCCAUUCAAAUCCAGGGAAUUCCAACCAUUCUCUCAGGCCGGGAUAUGAUCGGUAUCGCCUUCACAGGGUCAGGGAAAACUCUGGUGUUCACCCUCCCCAUCAUCAUGUUCUCUCUGGAGCAAGAGAAGAAACUGCCCUUCUGUAAGAGUGAAGGACCCUACGGUCUCAUCAUCUGUCCUUCAAGAGAGUUGGCUAAACAGACCCACACCAUCAUCGAGUACUACUGUAAACUGCUGGAGGAAGAAGGGGCUCCACAUAUGAGAUCAGUCCUCUGUAUAGGAGGCAUGUCUGUCAAAGACCAGAUGGAGGUGGUCAAACAUGGUGUCCACAUGAUGGUGGCGACCCCCGGCCGUCUGAUGGACCUGUUGCAGAAGAAGAUGAUCAGUUUGGAUAUCUGUCGUUAUCUGGCUCUAGACGAGGCUGACAGAAUGAUAGACAUGGGCUUCGAAGAAGAUAUCAGAACUAUCUUCUCCUACUUUAAGGGCCAGAGACAAACUCUUCUGUUUAGUGCCACCAUGCCCAAGAAGAUCCAAAACUUUGCCAAGAGUGCCCUGGUCAAACCCAUCACCAUCAACGUGGGCCGGGCCGGCGCUGCCAGCUUGGACGUCAUUCAGGAAGUGGAGUAUGUGAAGGAAGAGGCUAAAAUGGUUUACCUGCUGGAGUGUCUACAGAAGACCCCUCCUCCGGUGUUGAUGUUUGCUGAGAAGAAAGCAGACGUGGACGCCAUUCAUGAAUAUCUCCUGCUAAAAGGAGUGGAGGCUGUGGCUAUCCACGGAGGAAAAGACCAGGAGGAGCGUACCAAGGCCAUCGAGGCCUUUAAGGAAGGGAAGAAGGAUGUGUUGGUAGCUACUGAUGUGGCGUCUAAAGGUCUGGACUUCCCUGCUAUACAGCACGUGGUCAACUAUGAUAUGCCAGAGGAGAUAGAGAACUAUGUCCACAGGAUUGGUAGAACCGGUCGAUCAGGGAAGACUGGGAUCGCCACCACUUUCAUCAACAAAGGCUGUGAUGAGUCCGUGCUGAUGGAUCUGAAGGCCCUGCUGAUAGAGGCCAAGCAGAAGGUUCCUCCUGUUCUUCAGGUCCUACAGACAGGAGACGAGACCAUGCUGGAUAUCGGAGGAGAGAGAGGCUGUACGUUCUGUGGUGGUCUGGGUCAUCGUAUCACAGACUGUCCCAAACUGGAGGCCAUGCAGACCAAACAGGUCACCAAUAUCGGACGCAAAGACUACCUGGCACACAGCUCCAUGGACUUCUGAGUUUACUUCACGGAAUACUCAAAAUACUGUCACCUACUUAAUGCUGUGCCUGGUUUGUUUUGCCAGGUACAAUGGGGACAAAUUGGGAUUGUCCCAAAAGGAUUGUUCCAAGUGCACGUCAAAUAGUAUUUGAGAUAGGAUUUUGACCCAGCAGGUCCGCUUGAUAUACAUGGCUCUGUGAGACUGACAUGUUUGGGAUGCCCUUGCUUCUCAGAGCAUUCGUGGAAUAGAGGAAGUAACAUGUAUUUUUUAUUGUUGCCCAACAUUGUCCCCCGGGGCUGAUAAGAUAAAGACAGAAUCGCUCUGUAUGUAUAAAAGGUUUAACUAUUUUUCUGCAACUCUCUAUUUCUCUUAUCUGUUUUAUUAUUUUCUGUUUUGUAUUAAAAAUUAAAUAAAAUUUCACUGCAACGUUAAUAAAUCAAUUUUACGAACCACA
Salvelinus namaycush (lake trout) is the source of this 2871-nucleotide messenger RNA. It is a transcript of the gene ddx41, whose product is annotated as probable ATP-dependent RNA helicase DDX41. The record is from RefSeq and is a predicted model, not a curated record. Lineage: Eukaryota; Metazoa; Chordata; Actinopteri; Salmoniformes; Salmonidae. The coding region runs from base 591 to 2435 and encodes 614 amino acids. Gene Ontology annotation, biological process: mRNA splicing, via spliceosome. The transcript has 17 exons. Gene Ontology annotation, cellular component: spliceosomal complex. Gene Ontology annotation, molecular function: RNA helicase activity; ATP binding; zinc ion binding.